Melampsora larici-populina 98AG31 is the source of this 921-nucleotide messenger RNA. RefSeq lists its product as uncharacterized. The transcript is spliced from 6 exons. The record is from RefSeq and is a predicted model, not a curated record. NCBI's taxonomy places the organism in Eukaryota, Fungi, Basidiomycota, Pucciniomycetes, Pucciniales, Melampsoraceae. Bases 1 to 921 code for a protein of 306 amino acids.
AUGGAGCGAAUCACUUCUUUUGCCAUGAUCUCCGCGGACGUUGAUUCCCUGCCCAAAUUUUUCCUCCACGUAGGCGCUCCGUGCCACAUGGCAAGUCAUGCAACGGCCACCUUGGGGGGGCUCUCACACUCGUCGUACGUCUGCAGCGGGUUGGGGUUAUCGUUUGAGACGGCAACUGACCAGUUCCGCUACCCCGCAGCGUCAACGGCCCUGGUUUCACGAUUGAAGGUUUAUAAACUGCACACACAGUCUCUCUUUGGCUAUCACCAAUUUCCUCGCACUCUCCUAUCGCCGAAAGAACUAUAUUACUGUGACUGUAUUUACUACGAGGCCAUGGAUAUCAACAUCACUCCACGCCUAUCUAUGUACUGGAGCGCCAGUGGAGGUGGUACACGACGCUGCUACGGCAGUACCCCUGCCUGUCUCCACAACAGACUCACUCGACCGUUUUUCAUCGCUGCGGGAAACCAACACGCCGAGUUGAUUCCGGGCCGUCAGUAUUGGCUCAGUGGCCAAGUCAUCAGCCGUAGUCGAAAUGUCGACACUAUCUUCCUUGUCGAUGCUGCCAGUAUUACGCCUCUGGAUGCUUUCUCGUCUCAACGUCCGAUGCCGUACAGGGAAAUCUCAGUUGAAAGUACUUGCUCCGUAGUACGUCGUCAUAGUGUGAUUCUGGCUGGCACCGACGAAGAGGUUUGGAUAGUCAUAGCGAUGAGCACUGCUUGGGAUGCUUCGUUGAGUCGACUUACGUACUUCAACGUGGCUUACGAGGUUCCUGGUGCAGUCGUUGCCCGAGUGCAAUUAGUCAUGGGUUAUUGUUACAGGAAGAAGUUGUGGGCUGUGACCGUUCGGGAUGCGUCUGUAGUACUGGCUGGUGUCGUCCCUCCACCAGCGCUUCGCCGCACUAGGUCUUCACAUUUUUGA